Malassezia sympodialis ATCC 42132 is the source of this 1494-nucleotide messenger RNA. It is a transcript of the gene ZPR1, whose product is annotated as zinc finger-containing protein ZPR1. Gene Ontology annotation, cellular component: nucleus. Gene Ontology annotation, molecular function: zinc ion binding. The record is from RefSeq and is a predicted model, not a curated record. NCBI's taxonomy places the organism in Eukaryota, Fungi, Basidiomycota, Malasseziomycetes, Malasseziales, Malasseziaceae.
AUGAGCAACGAUCCCUAUUUCAAGCCCAUCGGUGACCAGGUGAAUGCGGCUGCUGGCCAGGAGGAUGAGCCGAAGCCCUUCGAGGAGGUCGAGUCGCUCUGCAUGGAAUGCGGCAAGCAAGGUGUGACUCGGCUGAUGCCCACCUAUAUUCCUUACUUCCGUGAAGUGAUUGUUAUGAGCUUUAUGUGCCCACACUGCGGUAACAGAAAUAGCGAGGUCCAGAGUGCGGGUGAGAUCCAGCCCAAGGGCUGCAUCUACUCCAUUCAUGUCACUAACAAGAAGGACCUGAACCGGCAGCUGAUCAAGUCAGAAUUCUGCACACUCAGUGUACCCGAGUUGCAGCUGCAGAUUCCGGCGAAACGGGGACAGAUCACGACCAUCGAGGGUGUCCUUACAGAUACUCUCCGCGAUCUUGAAAUGGACCAGCCUGUUCGCAAGCAUAUGCAGCCAGAGGUGUAUGAGAAGAUCGAGGCGCUAUGUGAUCGUCUGCGCGAGGUACUUGGUGAACGCGCCGUGGAAGCUGGUGCAACCUCUAAUGAAGAGGUGUCGCAAGGUGAGAUGCGCAGCCUUGGCCCUGUCGGUGGCCCCUCUGAAUCGGUCGACGACGCCGAGGCGCGCAAAUUUACCCCCUUUAAGGUCGUGCUGGACGACCCAUCAGGCAACAGCUUUGUCGAGUACACCGGCUCGAUUGAGAGCAGUGGCGCAGCCGAUGUGAAAUGGAGCAAGCGGGACUACCCCCGGACGAAGGAGCAGAAUAUCGCCCUGGGUUUGGUCGCCGAUCCGACCGUGACAAACGAAGUACAGGCUGAAACGACCGGGUUCAGCAAGGAGGAGGGAGAGACGGAGUAUGACAAUGAGGAAAUCUACUCGUUCCACGGCACCUGUUCGAGCUGCAAUGCCCCGGUGGCGACAAACAUGAAGAAGGUGAACAUCCCCUACUUUAAAGAUAUUCUUAUCAUGUCGACUAACUGUGCGAACUGCGGAUACCGUGACAACGAGAUCAAAUCGGGCUCGGCAAUCAGUGACAAGGGCCGCAAGCUGACGCUGCGCGUAUUGGACAGCGAGGACCUGUCGCGUGAUAUCCUAAAGUCGGAAAGUGCCGGCCUGAGCAUCCCCGAGAUCGAUCUUAACCUUGCGCCAGGUACCUUGGGUGGCCGUUUCACCACGCUUGAGGGUCUCUUGCAGAACGUCUACGACGAGCUGUAUGAAAAGGUGCUAAUGCGUGGCGACUCGGCCAACAAAAAUGAUGCAGAGAACUUCGAAGGUUUCCUCGGUAAACUCAAACGUGCAAUCAGUGCAGAGGCGUGCCCUUACACGGUCAUCCUAGACGAUCCGCUCUCGGAGAGUUACAUUCAGAACCCCUAUGCGCCGGACCCCGACGAGCAGCUUACCGUCGAAGUGUAUGACCGCACAUGGGAACAGAACGAAAUGCUGGGUCUCAACGAUAUGAAGACGGAGAACUAUGAAGCCAUGGAGCAGGACCCGCCCAAGUAA